GCGGAGAGUCUGCUGGCCUCUCUCCGAAGCUCGUCUGGGCGGCGGCGGCUGCUGCAACUGGGGACAGGGCGGGUGGCGCAUCUUGGGCGCGGAGGCAGGAGAAGUCUCAUUGUUCAGGGAGCCGUCGCCUCUGCAGGUUCCUCGGCUCGGUCUGCCCGGCCCGUGUCAGCCCUUCCCAACCCCCACAACCGCCCGCGACUCCCGAGGAGAAGCGGCCCCGCGGCGGCAGUAGCUGCAGCAUCCUCUCCGAUCCGCCAGCCAUGGAAGACCUGGACCAGUCGCCUCUCGUCUCCUCGUCCGCGGACAGCCCGCCUCGGCCUCCGCCCGCCUUCCAGUAUCAGUUCGUGACAGAUCCCGAAUACGAGGAGGACGAGGAGGAAGAGGACGAGGAGGAGGAGGACGACGAGGACCUGGAGGAGCUGGAGGUGCUGGAGAGGAAGCCGGCAGUCGGGCUGUCCGCGGCCCCGGUGCCCCCCGCCGCCGCGGCUCCCGCCCCGCUGCUAGACUUCGGGAGCGACUCGGUGCCCCCCGCGCCCCGCGGGCCGCUGCCGGCCGCGCCCCCCGCUGCCCCCGAGCGACAGCCGUCCUGGGAGCGGAGCCCCGCGGCGCCCGCGCCAUCCCUGCCCGCCGCUGCCGCAGUCCUGCCCUCCCAGCUGCCCGAGGACGACGAGCCUCCCGCGCGGCCUCCGCCCCCGCCCCCAGCCGGCGCGAGCCCCCUGGCGGAACCCGCCGCGCCCCCUUCCACGCCGGCCGCGCCCAAGCGCAGGGGCUCGGGCUCAGUGGAUGAGACCCUUUUUGCUCUUCCUGCUGCAUCUGAGCCUGUGAUACCCUCCUCUGCAGAAAAAAGCAUGGAUUUGAAGGAGCAGCCAGGUGACACUGUUCCGCCUGCUCAAGAGGAUUUCCCAUCUGUCCCGCUUGAGACUGCUGCCUCUCUUCCUUCUCUGUCUCCUCUCUCAGCCAUUUCUUUUAAAGAGCGCGAGUACCUUGGUCAUGUAUCAGCGGUCCCAUCCGCAGGAGGAACCAUUGAAGAAACUUUCAAUGAAGCUUCUAAAGAGUUGCCAGUGAGGGCAACAAAUCCAUUUGUAGAUAGAGAUUUAACAGAGUUUUCAGAAUUAGAAUAUUCAGAAAUGGGAUCAUCAUUCGCAGCUUCUCCAAAAGCAGUGUCAACCAUGCUGGUAGAAAACACUAAGGAAGAAGUUACUGUGGGGAGGAAAGACAAAGAGGAUUUAGUUAGUGGUCGACAGGAGUCGCCUGUGACCCUCACUGAAGUGGUUAAAGAAGACAGAGUUAUGUCUCCGGAAAAGACAAAGGACAUUUUUAGUGCAAUGCAAGGGUCAGGGGUAGCACCAAUGAGGGAAGAGUAUGCAGACUUUAAGCCGUUUGAGCAGGCGUGGGAAGUGAAAGACACUGGUGAGGAGACUAGGGACCUGUUGGCUGCCGCAGCUUAUCUGGAGAGUAGAGUGCAUAAAAAGUGCUUCGAAGAUAACCUGGAGCAAAAAAGUCCUGGAAAAGAUAGUGAAAGUGGUCCUGAUGACGCCUCUCUCCCCGGCACCUCAGAGCCUGUGAGGGAUGGCUCCAGAGCGUACAUCACCUGUGCCUCUGAUAGCAGUGCAGCAAACAUUUUCCCUCUGCUAGAAGAUCAUACUUCAGAAAAUAAAACAGAUGAAAAGAAAAUAGAAGAAAGGAAGGCCCAAAUUAUCACAGAGAAGACUAGCCCCAAAACAUCAAACCCGUUCCUUGUAGCAGCACAGGACUCUGAGGCAGAUUAUGUCACAACAGAUAACUUAUCAAAGGUGACGGAGGCAGAAGUGGCAAACGUGCCGGAAGGUCUGACACCAGAUUUAGUUCAGGAAGCAUGUGAAAGUGAACUGAAUGAAGCCACGGGAACAAAGAUGGCUUAUGAAACGAAAAUGGACUUGGUCCAGACAUCAGAAGCUGUACAGGAAUCACUCUACCCCACAGCACAGCUUUGCCCAUCAUUUGAAGAAUCUGAAGCAACUCCUUCCCCAGUUUUGCCUGACAUUGUUAUGGAAGCACCCUUAAGCUCUCUCCUUCCAAAUGCUGCUGGUGCUCCUGUAGCGCAGCCCAGCGGAUCCCCGCCAGAAGCACCCCCAUCAGUUGGUUACGACAGCAUAAAGCCUGAGCCUGAAAAUCCCCCACCAUAUGAAGAAGCCAUGAAUGUAGCGCUGAAAGCUUCAGGAGUAAAGGAGGACAUUAAAGAGCCUGAAAGCAUUACUGCAGCUGCUCAGGAGACAGAAACUCCUUACAUAUCCAUUGCGUGUGAUUUAAUUAAAGAAACAAAGCUCUCCACUGAACCAAGUCCAGAUUUCUCUAAUUAUUCAGAAAUAGCGAAAUUUGAGAAAUUGGUGCCUGAGCACUCUGAGCUAGUGGAGGAUUCCUCACCUGAUUCUGAACCAGUUGACUUGUUUAGUGAUGAUUCAAUUCCCGAAGUUCCACAACCACAAGAGGAAGCCGUGAUGGUGAUGAAGGAGAGUCUCACUGACGCGUCCGAGACAGUAACACCACACACACCCAAGGACAGGUUCAGUGCUUCACCCCAGGAGGUAGGAAAGCCGUACUUGGAGGCUUUCCAGCCCAGUUUACAUAUUACAAGAGAUGCUGCAGCGAAUGCAGUUCCAACACUGACCAACAAGGAGAGGAUUCCUCUGCAGAUGGAAGAGCUCAAUACUGCGAUUUAUUCAAAUGAUGACUUGAUUACUUCUAAGGAAGACAAAAUAAAAGAAAGUGAAACAUUUUCAGAUUCAUCUCCAAUUGAGAUAAUAGAUGAAUUUCCCACGUUUGUCCGUUCUAAAGCCGAUUCUUCUCCUAAAUUAGCCAAGGAAUACUCUGGCCUAGAAGUAUCCGGCAGAAGUGAAAUUGCUCAUGUCCAGAGUGGGGCUGGGUCACCCCCUUGUUCAGAAUUGCCCCGUGACCUUUCUUUCAAGAAUAUGCAUCCUAAAGAUGAAGUCCAUGUUCCAGAAGCAUUCUCCAAAGAUAGGUCCAGUGUAUCUAGGGGAUCCUUAUUGUCUUCAGACGUUUCUGCUGUGGAACCACAGGCAGAAACGGGCAGCGUAGUUAAACCCAAAGUACUUAUGAAAGAAGCAGAGAAAAAGCUUCCUUCUGAUACGGAGAAAGAGGCCAGAUCACUGUCGGCUGUGUUUUCAUCAGAGCUGAGUAAAACUUCAGUUGUUGACCUCCUCUACUGGAGAGACAUUAAGAAGACUGGAGUGGUGUUUGGUGCCAGCUUAUUCCUACUGCUGUCCCUGACGGUGUUCAGCAUUGUGAGUGUAACGGCCUACAUUGCCUUGGCCCUGCUCUCUGUGACUAUCAGCUUUAGGAUAUAUAAGGGUGUGAUCCAAGCUAUCCAGAAAUCAGAUGAAGGCCACCCAUUCAGGGCGUAUUUGGAAUCUGAAGUUGCUGUUUCAGAGGAAUUGGUUCAGAAAUACAGUAAUUCUGCUCUUGGCCAUGUGAACAGCACAAUAAAAGAACUCAGACGCCUCUUCUUAGUCGAUGAUUUAGUCGAUUCCCUGAAGUUUGCAGUGUUGAUGUGGGUGUUUACUUAUGUUGGUGCCUUGUUCAAUGGUCUGACACUGCUGAUUUUAGCUCUGAUUUCGCUCUUCAGUAUUCCUGUUAUUUAUGAGCGGCACCAGGCACAGAUAGAUCAUUAUCUUGGACUUGCAAAUAAAAGUGUUAAAGAGGCCAUGGCCAAAAUCCAAGCAAAAAUCCCUGGAUUGAAGCGCAAAGCAGAAUGAAAGAGCCCCAAACAGUAGGAGUUCAUCUUUACGGGGACACUCAUUUGGUAGCGGGGGUGGGAGGGUCAGGGGUGAGCCCUUGGCGGCGGUGCAGCUUUCAGCUCUUUAUUUUUAGCAGUGCACUGUUUGAGGAAAAAUGGCCUGUCUUGACUUCCUGUGUUGAUCAUCUUAAGUAUUGUAAGCUGCUAUGUAUGGACUUAAGUUGUAAUCAGACUUGUUUUUCCUGUGUGAGCACUGGUGAAUAAAGUGAGCUGAGAAAGCGAUGUGUUUUACUGCAGGUAGUCUUGCUGUAUUUGGGAAAUUGCAAGAAGGUGAAGCUAAAAAAAAAACAAAAACUUUUCACAGUGUACUGUGUUUGGUUGAUGUAAAUUGAUGCAGAUUUUUCUGAAUGCAAUGUUUAGACGAGAUCAUACUACUAAAGCAGAAAUGGAAAUGCUGUUUUUAUGGUAUGUUCUAGGUGUAUUGUGAACUUACUGUUAUAUUGCCAAUAUAAGUAAAUAUAGACAUAAUCUAUAUAUAGUGUUUCACAAAGCUUAGAUCUCUACCUUCCAGCUGCCCCACAGUCGUCGGUCAUACGGUGUAGUCUCAAGCACGUAAACUAGGAAGAGAAUGUACUUCUGGGAGCACUACCCCCUGUUUUCAGGGCUCCAGCAUCAACGUCAUUGCAGAGACUUACUGUAUAGUUAAUUCUGUCACAGACUCUGUUUCUAUGGACUGAAUUUAAUGCUUCCAAAUGUUUGCAGUUAUCAAGCAUUGUUAUGCAAGAAAUCAUAAAAUGAAGACUUAGCCAUUGUGGUUUAAGCUGUACUGAAUUAUCUGUGGAAUGCAUUGUGAACUGUAAAAGCAAAGUAUCAAUAAAGCAUAUAGACUUAA
Molecule: messenger RNA, 4625 nt
Organism: Alexandromys fortis (reed vole)
Lineage: Eukaryota; Metazoa; Chordata; Mammalia; Rodentia; Cricetidae
Gene: Rtn4
Product: reticulon 4
Exons: 9
Coding region: 261-3752 (1163 amino acids)
Biological process (GO): neuron differentiation; brain development; endoplasmic reticulum tubular network formation
Cellular component (GO): endoplasmic reticulum membrane; postsynaptic density; neuron projection
Source: RefSeq, a predicted model, not a curated record